AUGGAAGCGAAGAAACUCCUCAAGGACAAGAAAUUAUGGUUUGCUUCUUUCUUGAUUGCCUGGGCUGCUGCUCUUCAGCACUCUGGUGUUGUUGCAAAGGUACUAGAACUCACUGAGACUAGUUCUAGAUUUCAUCUUUUAUAUCCCAAUUAUUCAAAUCCUUGGAAAAUGGUCUCUGACUCUACAGUGCUGGAAGUGAUAAGAGCCAGAGGUGUGGUGGAACUGUGGAAAGCCAGAGUGCUUGCGAAGAACCCUGUACAACGAGAAAUGCUUCAUGAAUGCAAGCCCCCUUGUUUCUACCGUGACAAUUUGAUUCAUGGGGCACCUGCAAACCCAAGGCGGCAUGCCAAUGCAAGAAGAUCUGAUCUCGUGACAUUAAUUGAUAACAACCAUAAAGGGAUCGUGGCGUGA
Messenger RNA from Dovyalis caffra, 411 nucleotides. Lineage: Eukaryota; Viridiplantae; Streptophyta; Magnoliopsida; Malpighiales; Salicaceae. The record is from the annotation of a GenBank genome assembly.